Molecule: messenger RNA, 1454 nt
Organism: Acomys russatus (golden spiny mouse)
Lineage: Eukaryota; Metazoa; Chordata; Mammalia; Rodentia; Muridae
Gene: Airim
Product: chromosome 29 C1orf109 homolog
Exons: 4
Coding region: 114-851 (245 amino acids)
Cellular component (GO): nucleus; cytoplasm
Source: RefSeq, a predicted model, not a curated record
UGCAUCCAGGAUAAGGAGCAUCUGCUUUGUUUUUGUUUUCUCAUGACUCUCCAAAGUCUCCCUACCUUUCUAUAUUGCCUUGAGACUAUUUGAAGACCAAAACUGGCCUUCUCAUGAGGUCAGAAAUGACUCACCCUGGACCCAGGCCCUCCCCUUCUGGUACCCUGACUCUUGUUUUGUUUUUGUCUUCUCAGAAGAUGGCUCAUGACCAGCCUUUGCUGGCUGUGCAGGAGGCCCUGAAGAAGUGCUUCCCCGUGGUGGAGGGGCAGCAAGACUUGUGGCAGAACACCUUGCAGGACUGCUCACCUCUCCUCUCUUCUCUCAGCAACCUGGCUGAGCAGCUUCAGGCUGCACAGAGUCUGCAGUUUGAGGACGUGCCGGCCCUUCGUCCUUUUCCAGACUUACAGGAGCGGCUGAGGCGCAAGCAACUGGAAGCCGGCGACAUUGUCCUGGACAAGCUAACUGAGAGGCUAGCCGCCCUCCUCAAGGUUCGUGACACCAUCAGCAGCCAUGUGGAGCAGGUGUUUCACACCUACGAGCAGCAUGCGGCUCUGCUUGACGUGGAUGCUGUCCUGAGGCCCUCGGCCGCGAGCCCGUCUGUGGCUGACAUGCUGGAGUGGCUGCAGGACAUCGACAGACAUUAUCGAAGCUCGUACCUGAAGAGAAAGUACCUCCUCUCCUCCAUCCACUGGGGAGACUUGGCCAGCAUCCAAUCACUGCCCAAGGCCUGGGACCAAAUUUCAGAAGAUGAGAGCCAAAGCCUUGUGCCAGAUAUCCUGGUGAGUGUCUCCUUUUUCCUGGAGGAGCCAGGAGGCUGUGCAGCAUCUGGAGACCUGGAGCACCACAGUUGAGGGCCACCAUUGCUGCCCUCGGCUAUAUCUAAGUGACGCCCUGAAAUACCGAUGCCUAUGAUAGAGGUCCCUAGGACUUCCCCAUGCUAGGCCAAGGCCAUGGGUUCAUGGCCACUGCCCCGCGGCUCUGAGAAGUGGGUAGAGGCAGAGGGGAUAGGAAAGGCAAUGCUGAUGAGCAGUGUCCAUCUCCAUCAUUAGGCUUGAUGUGGCAAGGAAGGAAAGGACAGAAGGUAGCGUUCUGUGGCUGCCUCUGCCCGUGUCAUCUGAAGCACCUUGUCUGGUUGGCUCAGGUCCUGGUUCUGUGCAUAUUAAUAUCUAAGCCCAUAAUGGUUUAAAGAGAUGAGUGGGACUAGGAGUCCAGAGUGGUAGCAGUGUGUAUGUGUGUGGCACAGAUGAUGCCCUGGAUUCAAUCCCUUGCACACCAGAAAAAAACCAGAGGGACCGAAGGACAGGAAACUUAAAUUUAAAAUGUUUACCCUUCUUUCACAGUGGCUCAAGCCAAUUUCCAUUUCCAAGGCCAGCCACCAGGGGGAGACAGUGCAGCAUGAGCUGUUCUGAAUGCUUUGUCCUUGAGAGAGGUCCCCUGUUAAAAAUAACUGAGGG